Siniperca chuatsi (mandarin fish) is the source of this 4002-nucleotide messenger RNA. RefSeq names its product transmembrane protein 100-like. The coding region runs from base 2342 to 2776 and encodes 144 amino acids. NCBI's taxonomy places the organism in Eukaryota, Metazoa, Chordata, Actinopteri, Centrarchiformes, Sinipercidae. The transcript has 2 exons. The record is from RefSeq and is a predicted model, not a curated record.
GUUAUGCUUUGUGUAAGUGUAUCCAAGAAGUUAAUAGUCUUACUUAAUGACUCAAUAUUAAUCAAUCAGCAGAUGUUCAUUUCAUUUCACUGUAUCCUUGUAGUUACAACCCCUUCAAGAAACUGAGAAGUACUUGAGUACUACAGGAUUAUAAAACUUAAACAAUACUUUUAUAUACUGUGCAACAGAUUAGCAGACAUUUUCUGGUAAACUCUGGUAACAUGGCCCCAGGUGGGUUUCCAAAGCUAGCUUUAGGUUCUCCAACAGUCUGGUAUUUCAGUAGUGGCCUUUCAAUAGGUUUAGUUGACCACUGACAUCUAAUUACAGGCUGCCAUCUGUCCAGGCAGUUUAACCCCCUCUCCCACUCACCUCUACCUCCAAUCCCACCUACGCCCCUCACAUUAUCGUCACUGCUGCCCUCUGCGCAUGACCUCCUUCCUGUCCUACAUGAGCUAUGAUGUUACCCUCCUUUCACUGACUUUUCUGUCACUAGCCUGGGUUUGUUUUACUGGGCUAAAUGUUUGAAAGUGUUGGGCUGCCAAAAUCUCCUUCUUUUUAGCCAUUUUUGGUCCCGGGCUUGACUUUUUCCCUUCACAAAGUAUUGUCUCAUGCAUCCUGGCAUCCUGUUUUACACACUGACUGACACAAGCAUGCACACUCAUGACUUUGCCUACUUUUCUACCCUUGUAACUCAGUCUUUGGGCCUUUCUAUGUAUAUGGUCUCUAUCUUUAUUGCCAACAGCCAUCACCCUACAGGAGGGGUCACAGUAAUCAGCACAUCAAACUCACUUCAUGACACCUUGGCUGACUGAUUUACGUCAUCAGUGUGUUUUCUUUGAUUAGACUGAAAGUAUUAUCUUGAUUGUCUUAACUGUUGUUUCAGUGGGGGCAUAUAGAGUUAUCUGUUACAGUUGCACAAGCGUGUGUAUAUUUAAACAGGACAGAUGAAAGCAUAGGUUGACAGCAUUAGUAGCACUUCUUACAUGUACUCUGUUUAUUACACUGUAUGAAUAUCAUUCAUGGCUUAUUUUUGCAGCAUGAUUUUCUUUGCUCCACAAAUAUGUUCAGUGAGUCCAUCUAUUGGAUUACUAAUGACCUGUCCCGGCCCACCCAAUCCAACACUUAGCCAAUUACCAUCAUCAUCAUCAUCCUGUGAGUGCCAUGGCCAAUAGAAUUACUCCCCUCCUCUCCACAAAACAAUCCCUGACAUCUGACCAAUACCCUAGGCUCGUCUAAUUAGUGGAGUUAGAACAAGCAAGGAUUUGUGGUCACUUAUGAAAUGUUUUUCUAUUUGUGGAGAUGGUGAGGAUUUAUGUAAUGUGGAUGUCUAAGCACAAUCUAUAGCAUUUAAGCACAAUAACAACACAACUGUUAAAUGUUAAUUUCUUUAUAGCAGCUAUUUCAUUGCUUUGAAACACUAAAUAGGAUAUAUAUUUCUUUUGCAGGCAGUAACAUAUAUUACACAUAAAAAACUAGAGCAGGUGAAAGUUUGUCAAUAGUAGAAGUCAACACAUCUAAAAAUAUCUGCUAUUAGGCCAGUGACUCACUACUGGCAACAUUCCAGUUGGCUGGUCAGCAUUGUAACCAAUUUACUGGCAGUAUCAAGCUUUACCUGUGUUAAACCAUCGACCUACAAGCCAGUUCAACGUCAGCACUGACAUGUAUACUGCAAAUCUACCCCACUCAGUGUCAACAUGGCAGGUCAGGCCCUGUUAUUCAUGUAUUUCCUGCACUUGGUAACAGAACCAAGCAAACAAGAAAUUUGUUUGCAAUUAAUAAUAUACAGCUCACCACCAGUGACAUGAGAAAUGGAAAUGCUGAACAGGAAAAUGCUUUAAAAAAGAAAAAUCCACUCUCAGCCCAAACAAUGCCUUUGUGUGACACAACUCAAAUCUUAAGACUAAAAGAGAGAGAAAAAGAGGAAGGGAGUUGUUCCUAGAUAAAUAUCUGGUAAUGGGUUGUAAUGACGCUUAAUGACGGACAAGAGCUUCCUUAUGAAUACAAGGGAAGAGAGGGACAAACAAACGAUGACAAAAUUCUUGACAACUGUGUCCACCAAUUUGUAAGGCCUGGGGUUGUGACAUAUAAAAGUAAGAGCACUUGGGCCUCCUGCUCCCAUUUCUACACCCAUUGUCCAGACAGAAAGUCAGCAGCAACUUUAGACUUUCACUAAAAUCACUCAUAUACAAAAAAAAAUCACAUCUAUGAAUUUAGAGGACCUUCAAUUAACACAAUUUCCACUGACAUCUAAGCUCCUGAUUCAACACUGAGGAGUAAGAAAGAAGAAGAGGCUGCAUGCCAAAUCACUUUUGGCCAUCUGACAAAGGAAUUAAAACCAACCAUGACAACCAAGAUGGAAACGCUUGAUCCUUCAACUCUAUCAGAUGUCACUUCUACUGUCACCUACGACCCUAAAUCUGAUACAGUGACCUUACCAAGAGGGGUCGUCUCAGUGGCGGGCAUCACGAUGGUGACCGGGGGCGCUGAGCUUUCCUGUGGAUCCUGUAUGCUGGCCUUUGGUUUUUGGGGAACUCUCAUUGGCUUCAGUUGUGUUGCUGUGGGGCUGUGGGACUUGCUGAACCAGUCUAAAGGAGGGACCUCUCACUUACUGGGACUGGGAAUUGUGAUUCUGGCCCUCAGUUUGGUGGUGGUGGGAAGUGUGGUGGCAUUUUACCUCCUGACGAAGAAGAAGAGAGAGAUGACACGAGAGGAGAGAGAGGAUGGAAAAGAAGUUCUUGUAGAGAGUGAUAAGGUAAUUAAAAUAGUCACAGUUUAAAAAAAGAAUGAAUGAGAGAUAUUGAAGAGAAACUGAUGAGAAGUCUGCGCAGAAUUCUGAAUGGACUUUAAUGUAAAUAACACACAGUCAUACUGCACAGGAAAAACCAUGUGCCUCUUUUACAAAACAAGUUCACGCCAUGUCAUUUCCACUCUAUACCUCCUGCUCUUCCCUUUAUCUUUCAAUCUAAAUUAUGUAGAAAUGCAACUCUUGUUUUCCAGGGAAAUACAACAUAUUCCCUCCAUUUUAUGCUACUUUUGACUUCUACUGCACUACAUUUUAAGGGAACUUUUGUACUUUUACCUGCACCAUAUCUUAUCAACAGCUAUAGUUACUAGUUGCUUUGAUGAUCAUGAUUUUACAUACAAAACAUAUGAGCAACUUAUAUAUUUUGUUGUGUAUGAUUUGUUGCAUUGUUAUAAAUUAAACUACCCAACAGUAUAUAAAGUAGUUUUCAAUUAGCUUAGCCUCAUCCAGUUUCAAAAUGCUGUUUACAAAUGAAUGCAUCAGCACUAAUAAUCCAGUAUAAUAUAAUACUCUGAAAGGGGGCAUUCUGCUACCUGUUGAAUACUUUAUUUUUGAUACUUUAAGUACAUCCUGCUGAUAAUACUUCUGUACCUCUGUAAAUUAUGAAUACAGGACAUUUAAGUGUUUUUAUAUUGAGGUAUUGCUACUUUUAUUCAAGUAGCAUUUAGUAGCACUUCUUCCACCACUGCCUACCACCAAGUUUUACUCAUAAUGCCCAUAUUUUCUUUCAUUCUCAUGACUGGCAAUUUUGCAUGUACCAGACAAACCAUCUAGAGUAUGUAAUAAAUGGACUACAUGUAAAAUGUGUAUGUUUGUGUGUGUGAGAGAGAGGGACAGUGACAGAGAAGGAGAAAGGAAGAGAGAGAAGGACAGAAAUAUUAAUACCUGUAAGAAGGGCUACUGAGUGAGGGUCAACGGAACAAGACACCAACAACAUCAACAGAAAUCAAAAGGGAGAAGAAAGGAGAGGACCAGGACGAGGGAAUUUGUUAGUAGCCUACCUCCAUCUGCUGGAAUUUAAACGAAAUGUACUUCAUUCCAGUGACAUUCUUCGCAGUGAUUUAUGCUACAGUAAAUGUUGUAUACCUGUGUGAAAUAUUAACUCCACCUUUUAAGCUGUUUUCAUGUUGAUUAUUCACAGCAUAUUUCUUAUGUAAUAAAGACUGAGGGUUCAGCAAUAAUGCCUCUAUAAAAAGACA